CCAGCUGGUUAAAUAGUCCGCUCAGAACUCGAGUAUAUAGUCUGUUUAUAUAGGUCAUUGCGUUUAGUCAAAAUGAGACCAUUGAUUGCUUUGUUGCUGUUGAUAACUGCUGGGGUCUGUACCCUGUCAGAUGCCACACCUCGUCCCUAUGAGAACUAUUCGGUGUACAGGGUUUAUAUUAAAUCUCCCUCAGACCAACAGGUUAUCGAUGAACUCCUGGAGCAGACAGAUGAUUAUAACCAAUGGCGCCGUGGGUUGGAAGAAUUCGAUAUCAUGGUCAGCCCUAGGGCACAGGAAACUUUCCUAAAUGUAAUGCAAAGAAAAGGUAUCUCUGUGAAAGUUAUAAUCAAAAAUGUUCAAAGACUUAUAGAUGAACAGGGACAGUGA
This is a messenger RNA of Drosophila eugracilis, 387 nucleotides long. RefSeq lists its product as uncharacterized. NCBI's taxonomy places the organism in Eukaryota, Metazoa, Arthropoda, Insecta, Diptera, Drosophilidae. The record is from RefSeq and is a predicted model, not a curated record. The transcript is spliced from 3 exons. Bases 73 to 387 code for a protein of 104 amino acids.